CGCGCCUGCGCGGCGCGGGGGGAGCGGCCGCGGCGCUGCGGUGCCCGUGGAGCGGCGGCGGCUCCUCCGCGGGACGUGCCGGGGAUGCGAGACUCCACAAGUGAAUGAGAACUUCUCUCUGCAAAACUGAGGUGAAGAGCUUCACCAUGGGUCAACAGAUUUCAAACCACACACAAACUGUAAUUAACAAGUUGCCAGAAAAAGUAGCAAAGCAUGCCUCUUUGGUUCAAGAAAGUGGUUUCCUAACCUAUGAAGAGUUUCUGGGAAGAGUAGCUGAACUCAAUGAUAUUACUGCAAAAUUGGCUUCUGGACAAGACAAACAUCUGUUGUUUGAAGUGCAGCCUGGGUCUGACUCUUCUGCUUUCUGGAAGGUGAUCGUUAGGAUAAUAUGUACCAAAAUAAAUAAAACAAGUGGCAUCGUGGAAGCUUCCAGAAUCUUGAACUUAUAUCAGUUCACUCAACUUUAUAAAGACAUCACCAAUCAAGCAGCAGGAGUUCUUGCACAGAGUGAUACUUCUGAAGAAGCUGCUGAGAGCUGGAGGUCUCUGUCUUCGUGUCAGGCCAGCUUGUGGAUGGGAAGGGUUAAACAGCUGACAGAUGAAGAGGAAUGUUGCAUCUGCAUGGAUGGGCGUGCUGAUCUAAUCCUGCCGUGUGCUCACAGUUUCUGCCAGAAAUGCAUUGAUAAAUGGAGUGACCGCCACAGAAACUGUCCCGUGUGCCGCCGGCAGGUGACUGGGGCAGGAGACUCCUGGGUGGUGUCAGAGGCCCCCACAGAAGAUGACAUUGCCACUUACAUCCUUAACAUGGUGGAUGAGGCUGGGCAGCCCCACAGACCCUAACCCUGCCCACAGGCUGAUUGUGGCACAACCACUUGAAGCUUUUGUUUUCUCCAGCGUUUGGUUUUCCCCCUCCUUGCCGUUCUUCCACAGCCUGUCCUUCCCCUCUCCUCUCGGCUGCUGUGAGUCUGCGCUGCUCUCCUAAAGCACAGGGGAUCUGAGCAAGUCUCUGUGUGUGCAGUCCUCGUUAUUGAACUGUUCUUUCAGCAAACUCUUGGAUCAUUAACACAGUUUACUUUAACAACAACGUUUGAUGUUAAUUAACAGUUCAACUACUCGAUGAAGCAACUUGUAACAGCACAACUACAACUGCAAACUGCUGUUUGAGCAUCACAGUGUCCUGCUACAGAGAUGAACCAUGGCAGAUGGCUUGACCUCACAGUUCCUACCCUUCAAAGCAGUCCCUUAUUCACAACUAAUGUGAAUAAAGAUGAUGAGUUAGCACUAGUGGUUAUUAAUUUGAAAUUUUACUGUUGAAACUUGAAGAUGUCCCACUGCCUGUUCUUCAGUAGGAAGUUAUUGCUGCUCUUAGUGUUUACAGAUACUUAAUCUGAUCUGUUAUGACUUUUAGUAUUAAUUACUUUAAAUCUGUUUUUGAGAGUGUAGGCAGGUCUGUAAAUGUACUUGUGCACUUCCCCUUAUUCUUCUAACAAGACUUAUGUCUUAGAAUAUUUUUUAAAUAUGAUAUUUAGCAUAGUCUUAUUAGCUUGGAAACAUUAAACAGUUUCGUACACAAUCCUAAAAGCAGUAAAUCAGCUUCAGUAGUUUUUGAUAAAGAACAGCUAUAAUUAUUUCUAAACAUUGGGCAUAUCUGAAGAGAAUGCCUUUAUUUGAAUUAGCACUCAAGGUGUAGUUUAGUGUGAUGCUGUGGCUUUAUCUGCUCCUCUUGAGUUUUUGAAGUGAUGAGAUCAGAGUUAAAAGGUAUAUGAAGAGUUACAAGUGAUAAUCUAAGUAAGGGUGCUCUACUUUCUAUCUACAAGUGCAAUAUGCUUUUAUGUAGCAGAGGGAAACUUCUUUACCAAUAAUGUGGCUUGGACUGAGAUGCACACGUGACGGCUUGGAAAAGGGAUAUCUCAACUGGAGUGCAACAGUAUUUUGUGUCUAGCAGAAUAAAGUCUUUAAGAGCUGAGUUUAGACAGUCUAAAAUUGUUAGUAUUCAGGAAACCCACCUUAGGCCUCUUUUGCAUAAAUAGUGUUAUGGAAAUGAGUGGCUACUGUAGAGAAUUAAUUUUAUAUAUAUAUAUGUAUAUUAACAAGUACUACUUUUUCUCAGCAACCUCAAGUUAAAAUAUUCAAGUGUAGCAUUUGAAGGAAUAACAGCAUAGAUCUUGCUUACUGUGAGACUGCAUUUUUCCUUACCAUACCUGGUAAAAUUCCAUGAUGCCCUAAGGCUUAAGUCCUUUUGUCACAGACAUGUUCUGAACUAAAUGUGCACGUAGAUAUGCACAUUUAGGUUAUUUUUCUUAAUUGGCUACAAAAUAACUUAAUUACAUCAAUUUGUUAAAGAAUGUGCACAGAGUAUGGCACCUGUUUGAGCUUGGCUUGUGACACCAUUGUCAGAUUUAUCAUAGGUUUUAAGACAGAGAAGCAACGUACCCUUCAUGUUUCUGUCACCUGAGAGCCAGUAUGGCUUAGUGUGUAAAUCUGUAUUUAGCUAUGGAAAAAUCCUUUUAGGAGUGUAUAUAGCUGAGAACUCUUUUUUUUUUUUCCCUUUUCUUAAGCCAUUGAUAGCAAUGAGAUAUUCUUCAGUAAAUGUAUGGAGUGCUUGGUUGCAUAAAGGCAGUUGUUGUUUGGGCUGGAAAUUGUUACUGGCCCAGGAUUUCCCACUAAAACGUGUGCAGGUGUUCCUAAUAAUGCACCAGUUUGGUUUCUUUUUGCUUUUUGAGGUUGCAUUAGUCCAUGUUCAGAACUUUCAGAUAAUCUUUGAAUUUUUUAAACUUUUUAUAUCACUGGAACAGAAAGAGCAUCUAAAUGAAAGACUCAAGCUAACUUUAUUUUUCAAGUACUUCAAGAAUUAUACUUCUGAACUGAAAUUUUAUAAGUUGACUUUCUGCUGAGAACUUACAUGAACUUCUUAAAAUGUAAUUUUAUAAUGAUGCAAACAAGUUAAUUGCAGCAUAAUGACAAUUACAAUAUAAACUAAUGCAAAAAUUAUUUAAAUAGUGCAAAAGUAAACUUUGUAUUCUGUACAGCUUUUUUAAAUUAAGUUGCUGUAAUUCACACUGCUGUGAUGUAGAUACUGUAAUGUGUGCCUUGUAAAAUAAAUGUACUGUAUGUUA
Molecule: messenger RNA, 3115 nt
Organism: Zonotrichia leucophrys gambelii
Lineage: Eukaryota; Metazoa; Chordata; Aves; Passeriformes; Passerellidae
Gene: RNF141
Product: ring finger protein 141
Exons: 6
Coding region: 105-839 (244 amino acids)
Biological process (GO): protein autoubiquitination
Molecular function (GO): ubiquitin-protein transferase activity
Source: RefSeq, a predicted model, not a curated record